Molecule: messenger RNA, 1110 nt
Organism: Mesorhabditis spiculigera
Lineage: Eukaryota; Metazoa; Nematoda; Chromadorea; Rhabditida; Rhabditidae
Source: the annotation of a GenBank genome assembly
AUGAUUCGUCGUGGGGUGUUGCCCGGAAGCCCUGCGCCGCCCACUCCGGGCCCUGGACGGAAAGUGAUGUUACAAUGGCCCAAUUUUCGAUACUUUAAAAAACCGCAGGGCUACACAUUUCUAACUAAUUUUGAAUGCACACCCAGAAUCUUUACAACAUGGCUUUUGUUGUCAACAGUGGCCGCACUUAUCUACGCGUUGAUCCUUUUCUUUACAUUAAUGCAAAAAGAUAUUCGAGAUGAAGAAGUCCCCACAGUUCUACCGUCUAUCAAUACUCCCACCGGAUAUUCUGUUUUCUUGACAUUUCCUAUGCAAAAUACUGUCAGUAGUCAGACCUUCCAAGGUAUGGUCAAUAUUAGCUUUACGGCUGAAGAGGCUACACAGCGCCUAUUUUUGCAUCGAGGCCUAAAUCUCGACCUUAUAUCUUUUGAGCUGUAUUCUGGAGGCCAAAAGUAUCCAUUGAAAAAGGGUACUUACAAAAAGGAGAGCGAGAUACAGUCAUUCAUCCCGGCCAAUAAUUUCACGGUGGAUCAAAACUAUUUUGCGGUCAUAAAUUUUACUGGGCGUUUGAAUGCGCAGAUAAAGGAGUAUAACUAUGCCGCUGGAGAUGGUACAAGAUACGGUCUUGUUUUUAUGAAUCCUCAGACCUCCUCGAAGGGCUGUAGAUAUCUAUUUCCGUGCUUUGACUCCUCGGAAUUUCCCUCGAAUUUCACUUUGAAUAUUCGACAUCACUAUUCUUUGAGGGCAUUAAGCAAUUUUCCGUCGAUUGGUAACAAAAGCAUAGGUUCGGAAUACCUCGAAGAUACAUUUUUGCCAUUGGAAUCGCUGAAACCGGCUCAAGUGGCGUUGGCGCUUACAGAUUAUCCGGCUACCUCUUCGAAUGAUACUUUUAAGAUUACCGUUUAUCACAACCAACAAACCGUAUCAACCGUCAGCAUCCCCAGGAUCAAGCAGUUCAUGGAUGAAACAGCAUAUGAGAUUGGAAAAUUGGACGUUGUCGUUGUCCCUGAUUUCACGACCCAAAAUCAACCGGGCCUCUCCAUACUCAACGAAAAGGAAACUAUUGCCGAAAGCAACGCCCUGCAAUUCCUCAAAAACAUUAAUGGGAUA